AUGAUUAACAACAACCAAUUGAUCCAAGCUGCCGGUUUUCUCUUCGCCAUCGCAAUUGCAAUGGCACUAUCCGUCUUGGCCUUCGUAAAGGACAUCCUCGCUCUUCUUUCAUUCCGCGCAUCGUCUACUGUCGCGCCAGAAUAUCCCCGCAUUGUCGUUACGGUCAAGGUGGACGUUGUGACUACCCAAAACUCGACGAUUGAACCAUUAUCUUCCGUGUCGUCAGACUCGACCUUUGUCCAAGUAUCAUCAGAAUGCUACAGCGGCGCACGAGGAGGCAAGCGGAGUUGCUUAAAGGAGAUCAUCCCAACCGCUCAGACCAGAAAGGCUAUUAAUGAUGCUCUACGUUCCACGCAUGGACCAUGGACCUACCGAUCACCUUCGCAUAUCCGCACCAUCAUCGUCAGCUUUCCCUUGCCUAUAUCUGGCCGAAGGCUCGCCCAAGACGUUCCUCCAUCUCAAAGGGUGCAAAUGGUCUCGGAUAUCACGCUGAAACCCGAUUAUCUUUCCGCCGCUGUUCUACCGGUCUGUCUCUUUUUUAUCAAGAUGACCUCUUCAGCACCCAGUCCUCAGUUCAUGUUGCCGCGUCCGAUUCUUUGA
Guyanagaster necrorhizus is the source of this 600-nucleotide messenger RNA. RefSeq lists its product as uncharacterized. The coding region runs from base 1 to 600 and encodes 199 amino acids. The record is from RefSeq and is a predicted model, not a curated record. Lineage: Eukaryota; Fungi; Basidiomycota; Agaricomycetes; Agaricales; Physalacriaceae. The transcript is spliced from 7 exons.